Molecule: messenger RNA, 1293 nt
Organism: Oldenlandia corymbosa var. corymbosa
Lineage: Eukaryota; Viridiplantae; Streptophyta; Magnoliopsida; Gentianales; Rubiaceae
Source: the annotation of a GenBank genome assembly
AUGGAGGUUCUGCUAGCUUGGAUAUUGAGGAGAGAAAGGCAAGUUUACAUCGUUUACAUGGGGUCCCUUCCUGAGGACCCAACAUAUUCACCAUCAGCGAGCCAUCUCAGUAUAAUUCGACAAGUCGUUGAUCCGAGGAGGUGUGCCUACAAUUGUCUGGAUAGAGAUCUUGUCAAGGGGAACAUUGUGGUUUGUAACGUAACUUCCUCCCUGGAGGCAUAUUAUGAAGUUAACCGAACAGGCGGUGUUGGUGUGAUUACUGCCAAAGAUAUGAGCGGCGCAGGCAGUGCUUUUGUUACUCCAUUUCCGUCCUCAGCUCUCAGUCCUCCGCUAUUCCAGCGAGUGGUAGACUUCAUCAAUUCUAAAAAAUCGCCUACAGGGAACUUGUUCAGAAGUCUAGCUAUUAAAGAUGAUGGCACUGCACCCAAUGUUGCUCCCUUCUCGUCCAGAGGGCCUAGUGUUUAUAACAUUCUUAAGCCGGAUAUAACUGCACCUGGAGCCAAUAUCCUGGCGGCCUUCCGCCCUAUUGUUUCUCCCUCAGGCGUUUCUAAUCUUGAUCACAGAUCGGUGGAUUACAAUUUCUUAUUAGGAACAUCAAUGGCGUGCCCUCAUGUCACUGGGGCAGCUGCAUAUGUGAAAUCCUCACACCCCCGCUGGUCUGCUUCCGCAAUCAAAUCGGCUCUGAUGACUACCGCUUGGAAGAUGAAGCCGAGCGACGCGUACCAUGGGGGAUUCGGAAUUCUCGUACGGAGCAGGACACCUGAACCCGAUACAAGCCGCGCACCCAGGGCUUGUUUACGAGACGUCACAAACAGACUACGUCAGAUGGAUCUGCGGCAAGAACGUAUCUGCAAAAGUGGAGAAGUUGUUUGGAUACAAUGUGGGCUCCGGUGGAGUGAUUCCCCUCCAAGACGAAGAUCUGAACUACCCACCCAUGUCCGCUAAGUUGUGGGAAACCAGACUCUCACAUUGACGUUCACAAGAACCGUUAAGAAUGUUGGUCUACACAACUCAACGUACACCGCGGAAAUCACCAGCUGCUCCCCGAAUCUGGACAUCACCGUUCAUCCAAACUCUCUUUCUUUCGACCAACGUCACACUACCAUGUCUUUUGCAGUGACAGUUCAAGUCGGAUCUUUCCAAGGCUUAGCAUCGGCGCCACUUGAGUGGUACGAUGGCAAUCAUACUGUGAGGAGCCCUAUUGUGGUUUUCACAGACAACUGAUUGCCUCGUCUGUGGAAGUCAGAACAAAUACAAAUAAAAUAAAGUGGAAUUUUUAUAAUUUGGUUGGCU